AUGACGGAUGCCCAGGCGGUGGACGAAAAGAGGCAGCAGUUGGAUUCCAUGAAGCGGCAGUGCCAGGCGGUGGAGCAGCUGAUGAUGCUGGCCGGCGAGGAGAAGCGCUAUUUGGAGCACGAGAAAACUGUUCUAAAAAAGAAACUGGCGGAGCUGCAGGAGCAGAACGAGUCCACCGAAAAUAGACUAGAUGAGCACUUUCGUGCCAUGCAGAAUAUGUCGGUAACGAACGAGGAGCAGCUCCGGCAUCGGCUCAAGAGCCUUGAGAGCAAAGUGGCGGACGCGGAGGAGGGCAACGCAGCCCUGCGCUCCAAGCUUGAAGAAACGACGCGACAGAAGAAGGAGGAGUUGCAACGACUGCAUGACGGUAUUGCAGCUCUCCGAGAACAGCUGGAGUCCAAGGCACUAGAGUAUGGGGUGCAGUUACGCGAUGUCCUCUUCGCGCGGUCUUCGCCGUUUGAAGGACAGUUUUGA
Molecule: messenger RNA, 474 nt
Organism: Trypanosoma conorhini
Lineage: Eukaryota; Euglenozoa; Kinetoplastea; Trypanosomatida; Trypanosomatidae
Exons: 1
Coding region: 1-474 (157 amino acids)
Source: RefSeq, a predicted model, not a curated record